ACUUUAAAUUGAAUGUAAUUCUAUGCAAUCAUGCAUACUUUUAAACAUGAUUCCUUCAGGCAAGGUGUAUGUUGGCUCUUCAACAUUUCAUGUCAGUGUUCAUCACGGCAUUUGACUAAACCGAGGCAGGUCCCACCUUGGACUGACCCCUGUCAAAAAAGUGAAAUUUCCCAUCCCAGGGAGCGCCUGUACAGGAUUACAGGAAGUCAUGUAAAAAGGCCAGGCCUGGGGCAACCACUCAGAGAGAAAACUUUGCAUCUGCAGUAUGCGGUGAUUAGGACAUGAUCAACAGGCAUGGCAGGGGAGAGGACUGCGGUAUUCUGCUACGUGAUCUGUGAAUUUUGAAUAUCUUUUGGCCGGAGCAUACCCCACUGCUACAUGUAAGCCCUGAUGGCAAAGGACUGGCAAUGUUGUGAUGGAGAUGUUUACAAAGUGCCAUCCACACUACAGUUCACUCAGAAAAUCUACAAAGGUUUCUACACGUACGGUUCACACCACUGGCUUUAAGACAAUACCCCCUGGCCACAGAUUGUUUCCUGGACUGGAGUGUGGCUUACCAACAGGUUUGCAGGCUUCCACACAGCAAAAUUCAGGGACGUCGGCGACGUUGAUACAGUGCAACUGAAAAUCUGAGAUGCAAGAGAAAAAAAAAGUCCCGCCAUCAUUUGACAGAAAUAAGAGGCCUCGCCAGGCCCUCUUUCCACAUCCAAAGAAUGAGAACACCAACAAUGCAGACUUCAGGGGAAAUUUCUCUCAGCCAUCUGCAUCCUACAGCCGCCCUGCUAAGCAGCCUCGCAUUGCCUUCAACACCCAGAAACCUGCUGCUCAUCGACAGCUGAACAACAGUAACUUCAACAACUGGAGACAACCCUGGAAUGGAAGUUCUAAUAGCAGAGGGAACUUCCCAGCCUCGUCACCUCCUAAUCCCUGGAGCUUGUCCGCGCAGGCUCCGGGUUACGGUGUUGGGGGAAGGGCCCCCUCUGGUGUGGAAGCAGCGUGUAUGGACCACAGCGGGCAGCAGUGGGCUGGCCCAAACAGCUCCUUCCCUCCAAACAGGCCCAACUGUCCUCCCUUUGGGAAUGUCCGACAGGCUUGGACAGGCCCAGGCUGUGUCCCCAAGCCAAGGUUCCAAUUUCAGUCUGAUCCAUCUCGCCAAAGAGCCCACUGGCAACAGAACAGCAGGCCUCCUCAUCAACCUGCUGCAUUUUCCUCCCAGAGCCCGAGACCAAACGCUGCCAGCAACCGGCUGUCGGUAAAUAGAGAGGGGCAACAGGAUGGCUCUGUGGUAGACGACCGCUCCCUGAAAGUUUUGACUGCAUCCAUUGCCGACAUGAGAGACUGGAGCCAACACAUGGACAAACUGGGCAGCAUGGUCUGUGAAGUCUUUGGAAUAAUGAAUUCUGCUAUCUCCUCUGAUGUGAACGGCGUGGCCAAGAUGUUCACCCUCAAAGAUGAGGAUCAGACGCUCAAAUGCAUCUUCUAUGAAACAGACCGGCCCCUACCUCGACUGAUCAGAGACCAGUGGUUGCGUUGCACUGGGAGCCUAGAGCAACGCAGCGGUCUGUUCCGCUGUGUGUCCGUCCGGGCGGCCAGCCAGGCAGAGCGGCAAGUGGUGAAGUCGCUGAUGACCGCCAGUGCUCGCACCAUGAGGGAGCGUCUCGCUGCAGUCCAAGAACCGUAGUCAAGAGAGGAGCUUAUACUUAAAGUUGGUGGGGAGCCAAGAAGGCAGGAAGUGGAAAACCCCACAGUAAUUUGAAAAAACAUUCCAAAUUUUGUGGAGGUACAUAUCUACAGGAUGGAAUACUAACUUUCCUGGGGGAAAAUAUUGCAUUGAUCAGGAAGGCCGCACUUUACAUAUUUUCACCAUCUGAACUGAUAAAAAUCAGCAUAAAUGCCUGAGAAUGAAAAGCAAUAAGCAGGAAAGAAAGAAACUAAGCCGACCACCUCUUUAAACAAAGCAAAGUUCACUGUCAAAGAAUGUUGUAUGUGUUCACUGUUUCAAUUUGGUUUUAAAGUUGAUUAUCUUGUUGACGUUAUUCUUAAAAUGAGAGAAUGUUUUAAACUACCUUUUUGAAAUAUUUAAAUGAAAUUAUUUAAGUUUGUUUGAAAAUUAUUUACAGCCAGCUGAUGUUUGAGAAGACCUUUUUGAUUGUUCAUUUUGAAAAGCUCAGUUCCCAAAAACAUUAUCAGCAACGUACCCUUGAAAAAGACUCCACUUGAAAAAAAAAAUCAAAUUGUUGAGGGUCUGAUAAAUAAGUGCCACAAAUCUGUCGACGUGUGCUUUAAACAAGAAAUUAAUGAGCUAUUCAACAGACUGGAAAUUGUAAAAGCUUGCAAUUAAAUGGACAUCUUGGGUUAAAUCGCA
Molecule: messenger RNA, 2365 nt
Organism: Acanthaster planci (crown-of-thorns starfish)
Lineage: Eukaryota; Metazoa; Echinodermata; Asteroidea; Valvatida; Acanthasteridae
Biological process (GO): meiotic DNA repair synthesis; gamete generation; regulation of meiotic cell cycle
Source: RefSeq, a predicted model, not a curated record